AUGAUUUUUGAUUCUUUAAAAGAGGCUGAACUUUUUUAUAAAGUUUAUGCUUCUCACUGUGGUUUUCAAGUGCGCAAUGGGACUGAUAAAAAGGGAAAACAAACUGUUGGAAAAGAAAUUGUUGAAGUGAUACUUCUCAAAUAUUUGCUUUGUACUAAGCAAGGUUAUUUUCAACCCAAGCCUAGAAAUCAGGAUGCUGAGUGUAGUCAAACGCGGAAAAGAAGUGUGACCCGUUCUGGUUGCUUUGCUUGUAUUCGGUUACGGUAUAGUUCUGGUGGUAAAUAUGUGAUUUAUUAUUUUCAUGAGGGCCAUUCUCAUCCUUUUUUAACCCCGAGCUCUAUACCCUUUACUAAAGAGUCCAGGCAGUUGACUCAGGUGCAAAAGCAAUAUAUUUUUAAUAAUGCCAAAGUGAAUAUAGGGCAUGUUAAGUCCUAUAGGAUGAGUAAAGAACAUUGUGGAAGUUAUAACAAUGUUCGUAGUACAAAAACUGAUUUUAAAAACUUUUAUCGUGAUUUGAAAGUUUAUAUAGGCGAUAAAGAUGCGUUUAUGUUCAAGGAAAAUUUUGAGAGGAAAAUACAGGCUUCUAAUAGGGGUUUUUACUUUGAUUAUUGUGUUGACAAGCAUAAACAUCCUACUCGUGCUUUUUGGGCUGAUUCAAUCUGUAGGAAAAAUUAUGCAUUAUUUGGGGAUGUUGUUACUUUUGAUAGUACAUAUGAUACAAACAAAUAUUGUUUAGUUUUUUCUCCUUUCACUCGGGUUGAUCACCACAAAAAGUGUGUCACUUUUGGUUCAGCUUUGUUGUCCAAAGAAGAUACUGACUCUUUUGUUUGGUUGUUUGAGACAUUUUUGAAGUGCAUGGGUAAUUGUGAACCUUAUUGUUUGCUCACGGAUCAAGAUCCUGCCAUGUCAAUUGCUAUAGAGAAAGUGUUUAAAACGACUAAACCGCGUUUAUGUAUGUGGCAUAUAAUGCGUAAGGUGCCUGAUAAAGUUGGCCCUGUUCUUUGCAGAGAAACUGAUUUUUUGAAGAAGUUAAAUGCAGUGGUAUGGGAUUCUUGUUUGGAUCCAACUGAGUUUGUAUCCGGCAGGGAAGCUGUGAUGAAAUAA
Messenger RNA from Spinacia oleracea (spinach), 1104 nucleotides. RefSeq names its product protein FAR1-RELATED SEQUENCE 5-like. The coding region runs from base 1 to 1104 and encodes 367 amino acids. The transcript has a single exon. The record is from RefSeq and is a predicted model, not a curated record. NCBI's taxonomy places the organism in Eukaryota, Viridiplantae, Streptophyta, Magnoliopsida, Caryophyllales, Amaranthaceae.